ACCCAUCGCUGACCGCUAAACAACCAGAACUGUAUCAGCAUUCGCUAAAAGUAUCGCGAUAUAUUGACUCUGAACAACUAAUAUGUACUCUCACACCUUCGCUCUCAUCGCUUGUGGAAUCCUGGCUGUUUCCCUGGCAGCGCCUGUUCCAGGAUGGGGCCACCAUCACCAACAUGUGAAGAUCCACGUCCCAUAUCACGUGCACACAGUUCACCAUCAUCACGUUAAGAAGGUUCACGUACCAGUGCAUCACGUUGAGAAGGUUCACGUACCGGUUCCAGUCCACCACGUUGAGAAGGUCCACGUCCCAGUGCCCUACCCUGUCAUUGAAAAGGUGCAUGUCCCAGUUCAUCAUGUUGAGAAGAUUCACGUGCCCGUUCCCAUUCACGAGCCCAUCCACGAGCCCAUUCACGAGGAGAAGGGAUGGUGGUGAAGUCUCAGAGAGAAUUCCAGUUCUUAUCACGAUGCAGUAAUAUCAACAAACUUUGAUCCAUAAGCAAACUAGUUUAGCUAUAAGCAGUAUUCAGCCUUUGGUGUGGAUCCACUUCAAAGCCCGUUCAACAAUAUUAGGCAGAAGCUUUCACGAAAUGAAAUUUCCGUAGAGUAGAGGCUGAAGAAAAGUUGAAAAAUACUAAAGAAGAUUGAUAUCCGGGGAACGGUUAUAAAUCAACUGUAUAUACAUAUACUAUUCUCAUGUUACCUGAAUGUUGUUAUUUUUUGUACGAAAAAUUUUGUAAAAUAAAGAGAGUAAUAAUAA
Molecule: messenger RNA, 757 nt
Organism: Diachasmimorpha longicaudata
Lineage: Eukaryota; Metazoa; Arthropoda; Insecta; Hymenoptera; Braconidae
Product: histidine-rich glycoprotein-like
Exons: 4
Coding region: 83-433 (116 amino acids)
Source: RefSeq, a predicted model, not a curated record